Messenger RNA from Diorhabda carinulata, 8972 nucleotides. Its product is annotated as proton channel OtopLc. NCBI's taxonomy places the organism in Eukaryota, Metazoa, Arthropoda, Insecta, Coleoptera, Chrysomelidae. Gene Ontology annotation, biological process: proton transmembrane transport. Gene Ontology annotation, molecular function: proton channel activity. The transcript has 13 exons. Gene Ontology annotation, cellular component: membrane. The record is from RefSeq and is a predicted model, not a curated record. Bases 467 to 3355 code for a protein of 962 amino acids.
UGUGAUUAUUUUGAAGUUGCAGUAGUGUGUGCACUAGUGUUUACGAUUGCAGUUUCUGCUUUCGUUCUCGGACGCAUCUAGAGUCUUUGUGUAUACAGAAAUAAGUCGAAUUUUUAAAAGGUUUAAGAUAAUGAUAGUUUCUUUUCAUUUGUCGACAAAUAAAUUCUAGUCAACGGAUUAGGGACUUUUUCAGUGCGUUUUCAAAAUAAACAAACUUGUUGCCAAGUAGAGUAAUGGCCUCGCGAUGUAAACAGAGUCAUUGCCUGGAUAGGGUAGUUUUAUACUUUCAAAAUAAUAGUUGAAAGUUUUUGAGCAUUAUUGUGUAUUUAUUUAUCUUGUACCAGAAAGAUUAGUCGCAGUUAUUCGUUUAUAUAAGGAUUUUCGAAAUAUUAAAUGAAACCAUUUUUUUAUGAAAUGACUGAGAUUCCAAAAUGAAUUUUGGUUUCAGUAGAAUCGUAGUGCAAUUAUGCAGCGUUGCCCGUAUCUCUACGAGAUGAAAGAAAGACUGCUCGAGGACACAAUUCCUAUGAAAAUAAUCAUGCCCAAAGAAGUUCCACCACCAUGUCCUCCUUUACCAAAGGACCAACAACCACUCAUCGUUCAGCAUAAGCCAGUUGCGACUAUAGUCAAAAUAGAUAAUGCUGGGCUAACCCACACUACCCCAACGCACUGCACUGCCGAUCAGACCCCUCUUGUGCCCGAGAAACCGGAAAGCAAGUUUUUCCCCAUUUGUCAGAAGAUAUUUCCAAAAAAUGCAAAGACAUCCCUGUUCAUUGUAACAAGUUUCGUCUACGCCAAACUUCUAGUCGUAAUAUGCAUCGCUUACGUAAUUUCGGAUAUAGUGACGCACAACAUACCCCCGUACUACUACGAAGGAUUUUUCACUUACCUUUACGGUUUUAGCAUUCUUUUCUUGCUGUACGUUUUCUGCUUUUUAUUGCAAGAAAGCUCUUGUUGUUCUGGAAAUGAAAAACAACCAAAGCCAGUUCCGAAAAAGAAUGUGAAAGACAAGGAAGUUAAAAAUAAAAAGGAAAAAGAUGAUAAAGAAAAAAAGAAAAAAGAAGCCGAAGCACAAAAAAAGCAGAAGAAAGAAAAGAAAGAUAAAAAGGAUAAGAAGCAGGAGAAGAGCACCUACCGGCGCAACUCUGAAGGGGUGGUUGACGCAGGCCUGGCAGCCGUGCCUGUGCCUGUAGAAGAAAUAACUCAAUCUCAAGCUGCUACUGUUGUAUCACAGGAACAGCCUCCUGUCGCUCCAGCAGCUCCAGCGGCUCCUGGUGCUACAACUGCACAACAAACUACUCGUCAGCCUACUCCACCUGCCGAUUCAGUAGCCAUAGAAUCCAGUUCAGAUUCGAAGAUCAAAUGUAAGCGCAAGACUUCACAGAACGAUCACAGUCACGGAAGUUUUUUCUUGAGAAUUGGUGCAAUAGCUUUUGGGUUGGGAACUAUGAUUUACAUCGGAUUGGAGUUUGGAGUAUUCUUCGAGGUACCGUUCAACUCUCCCUGUUACAUGAUCCUGAAGGGGGUAAAUCCUACGUUGCAGAUGAUAUUUACCUUUAUGCAAAUGUACUUCAUUUUUAUGAAUUCACGGCUCAAUAUACAUCGUUUUAAAGUGAUAGCACGGUUUGGAUUGAUGCAUAUAGUCGCUACGAAUAUUUGUGUAUGGAUUCGAACAUUCUUUAUAGAAUAUUUGAAAGAUAUUACAAAAUAUCAUUUAAAAUUUAACAAUUCUACAAACUUGUCUAGCGAAGAAGCAUUUUCAGAAAGUGUAAAGGCACAUAACUUACGAAAUGUGAACACUGUUCUAGGAAGUCACAAAGCAAUACCGGAUAAGGUACUGCAAACAACCACUUCCUUUACAACGUUACCUCCAGUUUCUACGACCGUAGCAACAUUCUUCAAUAAAAUAAUUACGACAUUGAGACCUUCCCCACAUAAUCCAAAUCCAUGGUAUUUUCCAACAACCACAACUGUUAAGAACAGUCCUGGAAACUUGUGGAAAAUGGUCACUACUACCACUUCAUCAACCAGUACUACAACUACAACAACUACGCCUUCCCCUACAACUACUAGAAUCAUUCCGAAAACAACAGUAGCUAGAGUUUGGAGAGCUAUCACAACAAGUUUGAGUUCAAGUGCCACUUCUAGUGCUACUACGACCACAAUUAGUACUACUCCUCCUAUUACUUCAAAAGCUACUUUCACUACUCCAACCACUACUGCGUUACCUACCACAAUUUCUUUCCACAAUUUAUUCGAUUCUAGUCUAGUUCGAAGUAUUACGGCUGACAAUAUCAACAGUGCCUCUGAGAAUAAUGUAGCUGAUCUAUUUCCAGAAAUUGGUAAUACACAUGCAAACAAUGGAACGGAGUUUUUGAACGACAUAAUUCCACAAGCAUUUACAUUUACGUCGUUGUAUAACAGAACAUCUAAUAAUUCAGAUCAUUGUGGUAGACUGAAUAUAAUGGGAACAAUUGUUGAAGAUUCCGGACCCUAUUUAUAUCCAUUUAUUAUAGAAUUUUCUCUAAUUGGAGCAGCUGUCAUUUUCGUUAUGUGGAAGCAUAUUGGACGAAAUCCAAAAUAUGUGAAUCAGGAGAACCUAGAACAUCGUUUGGAGAUUAUGUUAUCUAGAAGAGCGGUUGCAUUAGCCCAAGCACAACAGCACGGUCGUGUCGAUUGUGUUGGUGCUUCUAAAGGAUUGUUCUUCGGAUUGUUGAUGCUAGUGGGAUCCUUGAUAUGUCUUAUUCUGUUUUUUGUGUUAGUUUCAAACAAUACAUUUAGAGUUUUAGCGGUGUAUUUGGCCGAAGUUUCCCAUUGCGCUCUAUUGGUAUUGAGUAUCAUAGCAAUUUUGAUUGGAUUUAUACGAGUGAAAUCAUUGAAGUUCAAAAAAGAAGAGCAAAGUGAUUUAAAUGACAUAUUGCUAAGAAUUUCAGCAUUUGGACUUUUUCUCUAUGCAGUUUUUAGCGUGAUCGCAGGACACUUACAUGCAUUUUCCCAAGACGCUAAUUUAUUAGCAAUGAUUACAGGAAUUCUCGUAGUUAUUCAAGUGAUUCUUCAGCUGCUCUUCAUCGCUGACGUAUCACGUCGUCGAGUUCACCUACCGGAACAUGAUAGGUCCAAACCAGGACGUCAAGUUGUCACGUUCUUAUUAAUUUGCAAUAUAACCAUUUGGAUAAUAUAUACUUUCGAAAUGAAAAAAGUUGAAGAGAAUCCGGUCCAACUAAAAUAUUACGGGUACUUGACAUGGGCCAUGGUUCAAAGACUAACACUGCCACUUUGCAUUUUCCACAGAUUCCAUUCAGCUGUAGCAUUAGCGGAAAUUUGGAAAACUAGUUAUAAACCACGACUUGAAUGAGAAAGUUUAGAUUAAUAAUUCAAUGAUGACAUGUUUUUAAACUCGAGCUAAAUAUUUCCCAGCAAACACAUCGGUGGAGAUAUAGCACUGAUAAUUUAAGUAGACAUUUAAAAUUAUAUAUAAAGAUAUACAUUAUAAACUAUAGAAAUACGUGUUUUACAAAAUCGUAUUAUGUUGAUGGUGUAUUUAAAAAUAUAUAGAGGUAUGGUAAGAAUGUUCAGUUACAUAGUAGCUGCGUUUUAAGCAGUUACUGGUAAAUAAGUUGUCACUAAAUAAUUACUAAUAAAAUAAUAGUUUUAUCAAAUCUGUUGACACCGCUGUAUAUUUGCGAUCAAGAUAAAAAUCAAGCAUGGACUUCAUGAACACUGUGUCAAAAUAUUGGCUGUAGAAAUUUAUAAUUAACUGAUUUGUAGAGCUAGAUAAACCCGGGCAGGUUAAAGGUAUCUAAUGAACGCAAAAUGGAAAGUUUACGACAAAGAGAAAUUAUUGCACAACCAAAAUAACAUCAAAGGUGAAAAGCGAGCAUUUUGAAAUCAUUUUAGCAAUAAGCAGCUCUAUAUUAAUAAUUCAGAGUAAGAAAUUAUUCUUUCAUAAAUAAUUCUUACAUCAUAACGUGCAUGGAAUUCUAUAAUAUUCAUUUAAAAAAGAUGGAUAAUUAUUUUUAAUCAUACACUCUGAUGAUAACUAUUGCAAAUUCCUCCUAAUUUCCAUAAUAUCAUAACACUGCAUUUCCUAAUAUUGAAUUUUGAAAAUAUUUAAUAUUAAAUAUGGAAUAAUUUCGGAUAUUUUACCUUCUUCAUAUUACCUAUCAUUUACCCUAUACACAAACCAUUAUGGCUAAAGAAGAGAUAGAAGAAAACAAUAGUAGAUAACUUAGGACGUUGAAAAUGACAAACUGGAAGAAAACGCCCUAAAUGAGCAAGAAAACAUAGUAGAUAAGUUUUGAAAGGAAAAAUUGCCAAGAUCUGUUGCACUGGAUUGGAAGUGAAAAAGUAAAAUCAAAUACUUGACGUUCAUAUGAAAGUAAUUUCAUUAUUUGUAUUCGAUUAUAUUUUUUGAUAUAUUUCAACUUUAUUGAUAUAUUAGAAAAUAAGAUAUUACUAUAUAUAAUAAGGUGGGUAAAUGUAAAAAAAGUAGUGCUUCCUUCAUAAAAUAGAUGUGUUUGCUGGCUGAGAUCACACAAGAGUAAUGUGAUCCUUCGUUUUUUUACCGACACUAUUUUCGACUGUUUAUACAAAAAAAAAUUGGCGAUGAAAAAUGUAAGUUAGACAAUGCAAUGUUUUACUGUGAGACCAAUUUUACUAACCUUUACCGUUAAGCACAUUCACACCAUCAAAUCGUUUGUGAGUUAUUUUGCCUUUUAUUAUUAACUCAGAUCUCUUCGUUCUCUUUGCUCAAAGUACUGUUUAAAUGUAAUCCUCCUGUAUGUAUUAUAGUGUUAUUUUUUUACUUUCGAUAGAUUUAUAGGCAUAUAUUUAAUGAUUAUUAGCCAUUUUUUUCUAUAUAAUGUACAUGUACAUAAGGUUUUUUGUAAAGAAUUAUUUUUCUGGUCGGAAGAAAUUAAGAAGCAGUUCAAAAAGAAAUUGUUGGAAAUAGUACCAUUCGUAUCGAGGAACAAAAAACUGAUAGAAAUGUGUAGAAAAAUAACAAAUGUGAUACAGUAAUUUAGAAAGUGUUUGGAAAGAAUUUCUAAAAUGAAAAAUUGUACCAGUCUUGAGAUCGAUAAGGAAAGUAAUUAAAUCAAUGAUAGAAUAAUAAAUGAAAUUUUCAAAGAAAAAACAGCAAAAUUAAGAAGUGACUGAAAAAAUCAAUGUACAAGGAUUAAAGGAAAUAUAAAACAAACUAAAGUAGCAAUAUAGUUAUGACAAGGCUACAACGAGAUAGUAUUUUGAAUUCUAAUAAUAAUCGGAAAGUAAAAUAUUUAUCUAACUUCUAUCUUUAGCUUGCAACCUAUGUACAUUGUACAUGUUACUAAUACACUAUGUUACUACCACUAUUGGAUCUGUUCAAUUGAGGAAGGAGCCCGUGUUUUUUCCAACAUUUUCCUUACAUGCAUGUAAAAGCAUGUAUAAAUAUACUGUAUGUGAACGAAACGUUCUCUUUUUGUGGAAUUAUUAUGAUAUUAUUAUUAUGAUAAUCCACUAGUUUUUAUUUGCUGCCAAGUGAGAUAACUGACUGCUAUAAUCAUACUAUACGCAAAAUUUAUGAAAAGUAUGGACUCAAUUUUGCUCCAAGGCAGAUUUUCUUUUAUUUUGAAAACGCCAUCCACCUAGCAUUAAGGCAUUAAGCUGGGUUUGACCAGGUGUAAAUAUCAGCGGUUGCCGAUUCUAUUCAUAUCAAGCAUGACAUCGAACAAUUAAGUUCUGUUCUGAUUAUGAAUCAGAAUUACAAACCAGAAAGGGAACUAUGUGACUAUUUGUUGAAUAUAUAUUCCGUUGAAAACGCAAGCUUUCCUCCUAUUAUGUGGGCGGAAGAGGGUGCUAUGGUUACAAGAACGACUAAUUAUUGUGAAUCUUCUCAUGCAAAAUUAAAUUUUUCUUUUUACGUAACAGAUCUAUCCAUAUAUGUCUUUCUUGAAAGAUGUUAAAAGAAUGUAAAAUUGAAAUGUAUGUAAAAAAACGAAGUUUUGAUGUUAGUAUCAAUUCAAAUGUUUUUUUUUUGGUUCCGAUAUAGAAAUUCGGCGACCAUUUUACCUAUAGGGAUGGAAUGAACCCUUAAAUUCCGGUGACCAAUUUACAUUUGGGAUUAGCGGAGCAAAUAAUUUUGGUGACGAGUUCAGCACCGCCGUCGCAUACGAACCAAAUAUGCUAGGGAAGCCAAUUAAGAGAGGCCUGGUUGCUAAACGUAUAAAUAGAAAUACUUUCUGAGAAAGCAAAUUUAGACGUAUGUGAGAAGUUUUUAUUCUGUACUUGAUAGUGGUACAGACUUUGAUCUACCUUUUUUUUUGUCCAGAGGUGAGGUGGAAGCUAAUGCCUUCCUCACAACGGGCGAGUGCAAAUGCUGUGAAUUUGUGUGGGACUCUCACCCACUAAACCACCCUCCUCAAUCCUUGGGAGUGCCGUACGCCGGGAGGACAACAAAUUGUCAUUGCAUCAGCGUACAACACUUAAUCCUUUGGAUUUUUUGAGCUGUUUCUUAGCUUCACUCCUCUACACCAGUCCGUCAAGACGGCACGAGAAGAGAGGAAGUUACUGAGCCACUCCACCAACUUACAGCUCCCAGGAGUGGCACUACUCCUCUACCUUAAAUGAACAGAUUCAUUCAUUCAUAUUUUAUUCACCUCCGCAUUUUUAAGAUAUUUAGUUGAAAAUUCACGAAGAAAAAUAUUUAUAUAUUUUUAAGAUGUUUUAUAUACUAAAAAUACUAGUCAAGCAAUUAUUUAUUUAUAAAGUUGCAAAUAUAAAUGGAAUUUAUUUUAGAAAAAGUUUACUGACAAAAGACCCGGAGACGUUAUACAGCAGGCAUAUUGUAAUUUUUUCCAAGGUUCAAUUCUAUUAUAUACCAAACAUAUCUAUAAACAGAAAAUAUGUACAGGUAUUUAUUUAUUACUUGAUGUUUUCUAAGCGAUAUAAGAUACUUAUAAGCACAAAAAUAUUCAUUUAAAAUUUAAAAAAUUAGAAUAGUUCCUGCAAAUUGUCGUGUAUUAAUUAAGAUUUAAUUGUUUGCUAACAUUUUUGAUAACACAUUCUUCAAAUAUGACUCAAGUCGCUGAAAUUCUGCAACAUAAGUUUUCUUGAUGAUAUUUAUUACUGAAAAUCAAAUUUCGCUUUAUAAUAAAAUAUUUCACAUUAAUCAUAAAUGUAAUUAUCAAAAUCUACGUUUUUGUACUAGGAUAUAACAAUUUACAUAUGUAAUUUGUAUAGUAAUGUGCAUAUAUAAACAAUAUAAGUUAGCAAAAUUAACAACAUAACACAUAAUUUUAUAAAAAACGUGCAAAAAUUCAAGAGUUAUGAAGCGAGAAGGGUUGCAGAGGCAUUUUACAAAAAGCAACUCACCCAUUUAUUAACAGUUUCGUGAAAAAUUGAAAUUUCACAAAAAAAUUAACAGGGCUAAACGUUACUUCUAAUAUACAGCAAUUAUUUUUGGCAAAAUAUACACCAACCUAACAAAAGUUUAGGUAGAUGAAUAUACAAUGAACGAAAUAUGUCAACCAGCCAAUCCUACAAUACAACACUCAUUUAUAUACCUGUUCUAAUUUGGUUAACUAGUGUCUGACUUGAGAUUGAUGGCUCUAAGUUUAACUUGAAUUACUUAGACUAACAUACAACUCAUUAUUUUUUACCGUGAAUAACAGCUUUUAAUACUUAAUCGCUGAGCAAAUUAUAAAAAACUAAGUUAUAAAGUUUUAGCGUCUUAUUAACACUGCCCUUUAAAUUAUACUAACUAUAUACCAUUUUUGAAGAAUAUGUUAACAGACGUACGAGAUGUCUGAAUAUAUCAUCAAAAAACGAAGACAUCUGUUGAAUGAUUUCAGGAGAAAUCUGGUUAUAAGCGUAUAUUAACACUACUAUAUUUGUGAGCGGAAAUAAGAAAACUUACAGUAAAUAUGUAUAUACUAUUCUUGUUGAAUAAAGUUGUUAAACUGUAAUAUUCGAGGACAAAACUUUUAAUUGAAUGGAAUAAUCUGAAAUCACGAAAUAAAACAUCCGUCCUAGCCUUGACUUCCGCACGAAAUGUGGGACUUAAGGACAUCUACCCUUUCUAAUAAAGGUAGUUCCGAAUUGGUUCUUCUUCUUCUCUGUUGUAUAAUUGUUAUGUGAACCUUCCACUUUAUUCACCCAUAUAUUGAUAUCAAACGUUAACUCUACUUGGAACCAGUUGGUUCCAUGCAACGUACACACACAAAAUAAUAAAAUAUUUCUUCAAAUAUAAUAAAAACGAGAUGUCAUCUACAUAUUUACAUAGUUAUUAGUUUUUAUUUAUUACGAGUUAACCAGUUCACUUCUGUCAUUUAAAUAUUGUUGGUAAGGAAGUCUUCGAAUUUUUAAUCAAAAGUGACAUAUUAAGUACUUUUUAUAAAAUCAGAUAAUGUAAUUUUAGCUAUCCAUUUUUAUAUGUUGAGAAAAUGAAACCCGUAGUAGGUACUAGUCAAUUUCGUCUUUUCAAAGUCCAAAAGAAUACUACUUUCAGUAAAAAUAUACUUAAUAUGUGUCACAUCUGAUACUCAGAUAUCUAUAAUGUGUAGAUAUGUGUGUUUUCUUCAAUUAGAUUAAUAUGUAAUAGAGUAAAUACUCCGCCCUGUAUAUAGUUCAGAUUUAUUUAUCAAAUGUUUUAUUCAAAUUAGAGAGCCGGAGAUAUAUUCUUACUGUCUAUUCAAUAAGUUCUAAACUAAUAUGUGUAAUAUGUGAUGUUUUCGAAUCUAAUCUUUAAUUUGCAUGGAAAACAUAGUAGUAGUCAGGCCGCUGAAUAUAGUAAUGAACCCAAUCGAAUGCAGUGAAAAUAUAGAAUAUCUAUAUAAUUAUCGCUAGUUAUACAGAAACUACCUCUAAGUCAACACAGUGUCUCAAAUUGGAAUAUUUUGUUUGUGUAUUUCGAAGCCCACUGAAUUGAAGAUAAUUUACUCUCAAUCUGCUUCCAAAACCUUAAUAUAAAAUGAGGUAUGAGUAUAAGGGUCAAG